Molecule: messenger RNA, 1485 nt
Organism: Penaeus monodon (black tiger shrimp)
Lineage: Eukaryota; Metazoa; Arthropoda; Malacostraca; Decapoda; Penaeidae
Exons: 5
Coding region: 1-1485 (494 amino acids)
Source: RefSeq, a predicted model, not a curated record
AUGAUCCAGAUGGUUCGAGGAAAGCACCAGCUGUUAUACGGCCUCCGGGAUGGAACAGCUGAUCCCCAGGUGUUGCGUGACCCACCGCCUCAUCAAGCUAACUACCCACCUUGCCCUCCAAUGGCUUAUGUCGAUAGUGUUGAAUGGGAAUGCUUCGUCGACAGCCACUAUGCUCCUCCGGCGUCCUACGAAACACUAUUGGACCAAUCGCAGGCGCAGUUUCCCGUGACGCAACAAGACUCCUUAGGCCAGCUUCCGCAUCCCUCGUUCAGCGGUCACACAUGCCUACGCAGUCUAACCGGAAGCGAAAACGGGAGAGUCCCGACCGUUCGCGAACCUGUAACCGAUGACGCAGACGGGGAGCACGUCGUUUUCCAGCCGCGAUUACUGUCAGAUGAGAGUAACGGUUCGUGUCCUCAUCCCAACGCGAUCUGUGUUGGAAGCGAAGAAUCGGAAAUAAGGAGCCAUCUUGGAACCAUCUGUCACGGUGGAUCCUCCAGCUGCCCUUUCCCUGAGCCUGGAGGAGGUCAACAAGCAGGCACGUGGAGUCCCCCGGGCGCUGGCGCUGAUCCCAUGCACCAGCGUUCGUCUAACGGAAGACCCGAGAGAAGGAGAAGGUCGAGGAAGCACUCACAUUCCUAUGAGGAAAGUAAACAAAGCUCUAAGGACGACGUGACUCUCGCUUCCCCAUGCAUUCUCAACCUUGAGGACGGGCCGGACUUCAAGCCGCGGUAUGCCUCCUUCAGGCCCGUGAGCGCUUCGGGCGAUCUGGACGGCGCCUCUGUUGCUAGGCACUUUCCCGCGCCGCUGAGGAGGGGGGGAGGGGGUGCUUCGGCCAGUUCUUCUCUCAGGGACGAGGGUCCUGGCGAAGGGUGGCCAGGGGGGGUCUUCGAGGGAAAGAACCAUCGUCAGGAGCUCUACUUGUCACCGGAUAUCUCCGCGUCGCAAAACCCGAGUAAUACCGCCUACGACCACAACCACCACGCCGAGACCUACUGCACGACUUCCCAGCCCGCCUACCACCACGACGCCACCCCCUACCCCCCGUCCUUCCCUCUAACCCCCGACCACCACAUCAGGGGCAUCUUUCCCGACGACCACGCCGACCACCUCAACUCCUCGACUUCCUACGACCACGACAGCUUCCGUGCCUUCCCCGCCGUAAACCAAACGCCCCCGCCGCAGCAGCCAUGGGAACGCCACGAGCCAAACCAAGGAACGAGUCAUGAGAGCGGCGCGCAUGAUGAACCAGUGCAUGGAAGCAACCCAGCCAGAUUCUCACCCCAACUCAGCGUGACCCGCGCCGAGAAUUCGUACCAGUCAGGCCCAAGUAGUGUCUUGAGGGUGAGCUUACUCGAGGGGGAGUUCGCCCUUGACCCCGCGGAGUGGAGGGUCGCGCACAAGUUCAAGGGCUUUCUCGGAAGGAAGAGAACUUUGACCUCUGAUGACUCUAUCUUGGUUGACUCAAGGUUAAGGCGAUACUAG